GGAGCCGCGGCGGUGGCAGCGCGCAUGCGCAGCUGGUGAUGCCCCUGAGGAGAGCGGCGGGGCCGGGAUAACGGUGCGCGGAGGAGCCCUUCCCCCGCUCUUCAGACAACCAGGAUGCUCUUCCAGUGGGACUGGCUGUGCUUGGGUGUCCUGAUAAUGAGCUCAGUGACUGCAGAAAUUGAAAACAAAGAAGCUCCAGAAGCAGAUGUUGAAGUGGAGGACUUUGACAAGCAGGCUCAAGAAGCUGAUGUUGACAGAGAUAAAUCUUCCUUACAGGUUGUGUAUGAGACUCCAAAGCCAACUGGGGAAGUAUAUUUUACAGAAACAUUUGAUGGAGGAUUGGUUGGGUGGGUGUUGUCUAAAACCAAGAAAGAAGACACAGAUGAUAACAUUUCUAAAUAUGAUGGAAGAUGGGAAGUAGAAGAACUGAAAGAAAACAGAAUGUCUGGAGACAGAGGAUUAGUGUUAAAGUCAGUGGCAAAGCAUCAUGCAAUAUCAGCUAUGCUAACAAAGGCAUUUAUUUUCAAUGAUAAGCCUUUAAUUGUUCAAUAUGAAGUGAAUUUUCAAGAAGGCAUUGACUGUGGUGGUGCAUAUAUUAAACUUCUCUCCAGCAGUGAUGGCUUGGAUCUGGAAUACUUUUUUGACAAAACACCUUAUACUAUUAUGUUUGGACCAGAUAAAUGUGGAGAAGAUUACAAACUACACUUUAUCUUCAGACAUAAGAAUCCUAAAACAGGAGAAUAUGAUGAAAAACAUGCAAAACGUCCUGAUGUAGACCUAAAAAAAUUCUAUUCCGACAAGAAGACCCAUCUCUAUACCCUUGUGCUAAAACCAGAUGAUACAUUUGAAAUGUUAAUUGACCAAUCAGUUGUUGGUAAAGGAAGUCUUCUUGAGGAUAUGGUUCCUCCAGUAAACCCUCCCAAAGAAAUAGAGGAUCCUAGUGAUAAGAAGCCUGAUGACUGGGAUGAGAGGCCAAAAAUACCUGAUCCAAAUGCUGUCAAGCCAGAUGACUGGGAUGAAGACGAGCCUUCCAAAAUAGAAGAUUCUGAUGCUGUUAAGCCUGAGGGAUGGCUUGAUGAUGAACCCCAGUAUGUUCCAGACCCUAAUGCAAAAAAACCAAAGGACUGGGAUGAAGAAAUGGAUGGGGAGUGGGAAGCCCCUCAGAUCCCAAAUCCAAAGUGUGAGACUGCACCUGGGUGUGGGCUCUGGGUGCGUCCCAUGAAGAAUAACCCAAAAUAUAAAGGAAAAUGGAAGGCACCUAUGAUAGAGAAUCCUAACUAUCAGGGAAUCUGGAGCCCUCGGAAAAUACCAAACCCAGAUUAUUUUGAAGAUCCUCACCCAUUCAAGAUGACCACUAUCAGUGCUAUUGGCUUAGAACUCUGGUCUAUGACAUCCAAUAUCUACUUUGAUAAUUUCAUUGUGUGUUCAGAAAAAGAAGUAGCAGAUCGUUGGGCAGCAGAUGGCUGGGGCUUGAAGAAAUUAGUAGCAAGUGCUAAUGAGCCUGGGAUGUUUAGUCAACUGGUGACUGCUGCAGAAGACCAUCCAUGGCUCUGGGUUCUUUACAUCUUGACUUUAGCUCUCCCUGUUGCUCUAGGUGUGUUGUUCUGCUGGCCAGCAAAGAAAACAGAUGAAGAUUAUGACUUAAAAAAACAUGAUAGACCUAAGGCAAUUACAAAAGGAGAACUAAAACAAGAGAUAGAUGAGUUAGAAGAGUAUGAAAUGGAAUUAGAAGAAGAAAAAGAAAAUGAAGAUACUGCUGAGAAUGAGAGAAGAGAAAUGGAGGAGACAAAAAGAGAGCUUGUAAAUGAUACAGAGAAGAUGGGAAGGGAGGCUUCUCCUUCAGAAGAUGAGGGUGAAGGUGGUGAAUAUAUUUACCAUGAAGAAGAAAAUGAAGUUGCAGAUGGAAGUCAAGAAGAAAGUUUUAAGUCAGAUAAAUCUGGUUCAGAAGAUGAGAUGAAAGAAGCUGAUGAAAGGCCAGGUUCUGCAGAAGGUCCACUGAAAUCCGUGCGGAAAAGAAGAGUACGAAAGGACUGAGUUAAUUCUAGCUCCAAGUAUUUGUAGGUCUAAAUAACAGUAACCUUUGGUAGACACUUCAGUGGGUCUGACACCAUGCAAGCUUUUGAGAUUUGGAAACAAAAAGGGGGGGGGGAGGGGACUCAUUGCUACUGAACCUCCUAUUUUAAUACUCUAACCUCUUUUAACCCUCCCAGAAUUCCUUGAAUCUGUUUUUUUAAGGUGAAAUACUACCUGUGAGGAGUUAACUGAUGUUUUUAAUUCAGGAUAAAAGUGAAAUUACAAGGUGGCCAAGUGUUUUUAAGGUGAAUAUUCUUAAAAUGUGAAGAUUCCUAGACAUUCGUAUUAGUUGGAGAGUAACUUAUGCUAAAUAUUUUUUAAAAACAUGAA
This is a messenger RNA of Calypte anna (Anna's hummingbird), 2403 nucleotides long. RefSeq names its product calmegin (gene CLGN). Gene Ontology annotation, cellular component: endoplasmic reticulum; endoplasmic reticulum membrane. The record is from RefSeq and is a predicted model, not a curated record. Gene Ontology annotation, molecular function: calcium ion binding. The transcript is spliced from 16 exons. Gene Ontology annotation, biological process: protein folding. NCBI's taxonomy places the organism in Eukaryota, Metazoa, Chordata, Aves, Apodiformes, Trochilidae. Bases 115 to 2034 code for a protein of 639 amino acids.